Molecule: messenger RNA, 1705 nt
Organism: Quercus lobata
Lineage: Eukaryota; Viridiplantae; Streptophyta; Magnoliopsida; Fagales; Fagaceae
Exons: 2
Coding region: 100-1446 (448 amino acids)
Molecular function (GO): protein binding
Source: RefSeq, a predicted model, not a curated record
CGUCACCCAUUCCCAACCCUAACCCUAAUUCCCAAACCUUUCAAUAUCUCUAUCUCUCGCAUCCAACCUAAUCUCAAAGAAAAAAAAAAGGAAAACGCUAUGGAUCCUAUGGAGGAGGAGGUGGAGGAGAAUAUAGGUUGGGGGAGUUUAGAUGAUCUUGACGGUGAAUAUGAGAUCUGUAUCUGUGCGCAAAAAUUGAUCGAUGAAGUGAGGUGUUAUACCAUUAAGGUCCCAGACCGUGAAGCCCGUCCUCCUCUUUUAUACUUUCUCACACGUCCAGCUGCUCCACUCAACUCGUUAAUUCACGGAGUAAAGGUAAAGGAUAUCAGCAACUUCACCCCAAAGAAUCUCACUCCGUUUUCAGUGGCCACUCCCAAGGAACCUUGCAGCUCUAGAUACUUCGCACUGUUAAACAACCAUCUGUAUGCUGCUGGUGGCUAUCUAAAGACCCCUACGUCUGAACUUGGAGAUGUUAUAGGCCCCGAAGACUACUGCCCUCUGAAUGAUAUCUAUAUGCCCAGUAGGUUUGUCUGGACCCUUGACCUUACAUGUCCUGAUCUGGGAUGGAAGCAGCUCGGUGAGCCCAUGAAAAACCGCAGAAAAGACCCUCAGACCAUUGUUGUAGACGGCAAGCUCUAUGUUUUUGGCGGUUUAUAUGGUUUCGAACCCAUACUCGAAGAUCGUUCCUCCGGCCGUGGAUGGAUGGAGGUUUAUGACCCCAUUUUGGAAACCUGGGAAAGCCUACCAAACCCACCCUGCUCUGAUAUCAGAAGCAAAUUCGAUGAAAUUGUUUACGCUCAUUUGGAGUCGGAGAAAGACAAACACGAGAUUAUGGUGGUUGAUCUGAGCAAUAGCAGAGAAAACAACAUGCGAGCUGAUUUUUUAAAAUACAAUGUUGUGUCUUCUAGAUGGGAAACUUGGCUUCAGCAGCAUUGGGCGGUAGCUAGCUCAGAUAUUCUAUUUGGAAGGGCUGUAGUUGUUGAUCAUACUAAGGCCUAUUGGGCUUCCAUCGAAUCUAUGACGAAUAUGAAUGCAUGCUCUAUCUAUGGAUUUGAUUUAGAAUCGAAAUCGUGGGCUUGUCAAAGGCUCAACCUUACACCAUUUUUGGGGGAUUCUGAAUAUUUCUGUUGGAUUAUGCCUGGUCUUCUCCACUUAUCCGAUCACAAAUUCUGCCUUCUGUUGAGCUCCAACAAGCGAGCCAAAAAGACUUCUAAUUUUCUUUAUUGUUUCGUACUUGACCUCUCUGCAUUUUUUCACACCAAUGAUCAGUACGCAGACGAGCCUCCUCUAUAUGUUCUAUCCAUUCAGAAGUACUCACUGGAUGCCAAAAUAGAUUUGUUGGACUGCAUGAUUACCAAUCAUGGAACUCAACCACCAAAGAAGAAGAAACCAAAGACAUCAGAGGAACCGAAGAUUAUUAAGAUAAGGGCUUGCUCAGAGUACUAAAAAAAGGUAUUCUUUAUUCAAUCCUGCAGUAUUGGAACAUAGAUGAAGGACUCAACUCUAUGUUAUAUGUUAUAUAAUCGUUUUGAUUAAAGGCUUUCUUAGUGUUGUGUAAUUAUGUAUUUUUCCUGCUUUUGAACUUGCCACCUUGCUAGUUGUUCUGUUUUAUGAAAAUCCUGUGUGACUAGACUACUCAAAUUUUCUUCAUAAAAUCUAUGGAUAUUGAUUGUUAGAAACCAAAUUAUCAAUUGGAAUUUAAAAU